GUGAUGGAAGCGGGAACGCUGGUGCGCGCCGUGUUCGAGUUCCUCCCCAGCGUCUCCGAGGAGCUGCCCCUCUUCGCCGGCGAUGUCAUCGAGGUGCUGGGCGCGGUGGACGAGUUCUGGUUGCUGGGCGACAAAGACGGCGUCACCGGUCAGUUUCCCAGCACUUUUGUGGAAGAGGUGACCGUUCCCAGCUCCGAGCCCGAAGAUCCCCUCUACGUGUGCGUCAAUGAUUUCUGCUCCACGCGACCCGACGGCCUUUCGCUCGUGAGAGGCGACGUGCUGGUCGGCCAGGCGGGGGAGUCGGCGGCCUCGGGGGACUCCUGGCUUUGGGGCCGCAACGGCCGGGGGGCCCGCGGCGUCUUCCCCGCGUCCUGCGUGAAGGAGCUGACGGCGUCGCGCCGCUCCAGGCGGCCGUCGGAGCGCUCGGCCCGGGCCGGGACUUGGGAGCCGCCGGCGUACGCCCUGGGCCUGGCCCGGGCUCUCAUGAGUCUGCACGCGCAGCUCAACGAGGAGCUGGACUUCCGCCGGGGGGAUGUCAUCGUCAUCACCGGGCUGCCCGAGCCGGGCUGGUUUGAGGGGGAGCUGGACGGCCGCAGGGGCGUCUUUCCCGAGGGCUUCGUGGAGCUCCUGAGUCCUCUUCGCUCGCCCCGGGAGCCGGCGCGCCACCCCCGCUCUCUCGGCGAUGACGGUGACGAAGAGGCGGAGGAGCGGCGGCAAGAGUCGGCAGUGGACGAGGCGGAGGCGGAAGGCGCCGUGUACGGAGUGGCGCUCUACCAGUUCCGAGCCAUGGAGCCCGCCGAGUUGGACUUUGACGUGGGCGACCGCAUCCGCGUGGUGGACACCUUGGACGACGGCUGGCUGGAGGGCGAACUCGGAGGCCGGCGUGGCAUCUUUCCGCAUCGUUUCGUCCAAAUCGACGACUCCGGCCUAAAAAGGGCCAAGGGAACGGGUCGCUGCGAACCCGAGGAGGAGGAGGAGGAGAGCACUUUCCAAAAUGGCUGCCCCAACGGCGCCGACCUGAAUGGGACCUCUUACGAAGAUCACACCAUCUGGGAUCUGGACUACUUUGAGAGGAGCGAGCAGCGGAGCCAGACCCACGCGGCCCCCGAGGAAAGCGGGAGGGAGCGCCGUUCCGGCAGCGGGCCGCCGGCGAGGCCUCGACUCCCGCCGCCGCGCCCCAGCCAACCUGCGCGCAGCCACGUCGGCCCGCUAGCCGCCGGCGGGAAGGCCCCGCCGGCGGCCAAAUUAGCUCCUAGCCUCACUCUUCCCGGCGCGUAUUGCGCCGCGGCUAGCCGAGCGUGGACGAGCCUCGCGGAGAACCCCGGACGGAAGAAGCCGGGCCUCGGCGGGGGCCAAAGCCGACGGCGGCACUCCGGCUUGGACGCUUGGCCGACGUCGGCCGGCGACUUGGAGGCCAAACUCUCCCAGCAGCUGUUUGAAUUUGAGAAAAGCCUGACGGCGUCUCCCGUCUCCAGACACUUCUCCAUCGUGGGCUACGGCGACGAGAGCGACAUCGUCCGCGGCUCCCGGCCUUCCCGGGGGGGGCGCGGCUCCGCUUCCUCUUCCUCCUCGGAGAGACGCGGUGCCCUCCGCCCGCCGCCCCCCCGGCCCCGAGCCGCGCCCGCGAGCGGACCGACCCGCCCCGCUCUGCGGCCGCCCCCGCCCGCCCCGAGACCCGCCACCCAUCCCCCCCUCGACGACGAGGCCGCUGGAAGCAUCUCGGACCCGAUGGCCGCCGAUGUCGGCGACCCGGCGGCCGGCGGGGAACACGAGGUCCUGUUCCAGCAGGAAGCCGAGCCGGAUCAGGAGACGGAGGCGCUGCUGUCGCUGCGGCUCCGAGAGCUGGAGAACAACAUGGAGGCGUACGCGCGCACCGCCGAGGAGCUCCGGGCCAUGCUGGAGGAGGACCAGGAGGAGGAGGAGGCCCGCGCGCAGGUCCUGGAGAACCUGGAGUUCUGCAACUACGCGCUGGAGACGCUGGCCUUGGAGCAGUGGCAGUUGCAAGAAAUGACGUGGCUGUCGUCGGAGCCCUCCAAGCCCGCUUCGGCCGGCGACGCCGUGCUUGACACCGCACCCGACGCCGCCGCCGAGGACCCCGAGCUGAGGAUGCUGGAGAAGCGAUCCAAGGUGAUCGAGGAGAUGCUGCAGACGGAGAAGGACUACAUCAAGGACCUGCAAAUGUGCGUGCUGGAGAUCAUCGAGCCUCUGAAGAAGAAGCAGGUGAAGAACGUGGACUUUGACGGACUUUUUGGCAACAUCAACUCCGUGAUCGAUCUGUCCCAGCGGCUGUUUGAAACGCUGGAGGAAACGGACUCCAUCGGAAAGGUCUUCCUGGACUUUAAAACGGAGCUGGAGGGGGCCUACAACGUCUAUUGCCAGAACCACGACGACGCCAUCUCGCUGCUGGAAAGCUACGAGAAGGACGAAAACAUCCAGCGCCAUGUGUUGGACUGUCUGGAGAGGCUGAGGGCCAUAUAUCGAGAGUGGGGCAAAACCAACUACAUCAACCUGGGCUCUUUCCUCAUCAAGCCGGUGCAGCGGGUCAUGCGCUACCCGCUGCUGCUGGCGGAGCUGCUGGGGGCCACGCCCGAGAGCCACCACGACCGGCCCCGGCUCGCUCAGGCUCUGCAGGCCGUCAAGGAAAUCAACGUCAACAUCAACGAGUGCAAGCGUCGGAAGGACCUGGUGGUCAAGUACAGGAAGGGCGACGAGGACACCUUCAUCGACAAAAUCUCCAAACUCAGCAUGCAUUCCAUCAUCAAGAAGUCCAACCGUGUCAGCAGCCACCUCAAGCACCUGACGGGAAUUUCACCCCAGAUUAAAGACGAGGCGUUCGACGAGGCCGAAAGGAGCUUCCGGCUGCAGGAGAGACUCAUUAAAUCUUUCGUCCGGGACAUUUCCUUGUACCUGCAGCACAUCAGGGAAUCGGCCUCGGUGAAGGUGCUGGCGGCCAUCAGCUUCUGCGACAUCUACACGGAGCAAAGUCUCCCCGAGCCGGAGCGCUUCCAGAGAGCCCAUCGAUGCAUCGGCGACGAGCAGUUCACCCAGUUUAAGGAGCGCACGGAAGCUUUGGUGAUCAACCCGCUCACGCAGCUCCUCCUCAUGUUCGCCGGGCCCCACAAGCUGAUCCAGAAGCGUUUCGACAAGCUGCUGGACUACGACAGUUGCAAGGAGCGAGCCGAGCGCCUCAAGGACCGGCGGGUUCAGGACGAGCUGCGGGUGGCGCGCGGCAACUACGAGGCGCUCAACGCCCAACUUUUGGACGAGCUGCCAAAGUUCCACGGCGCCGCCGAGGAGCUCCUCGCCGGCUGCGUGCGGGCCUUCGCUCAGGCUCAGAAAGACUUCAUGAAGACCACCCUCGGGGAGCUGAAACCGCUCCUUCAAGCCUUUUCUCACAAGGUGGGCACCGAGGGCCACUUGGUGGCCCAGUUCCAAGAAGAGCACGGCCGCGUGCUUCGGCUUCUGCAGAGCUUCAGCUUCUGCCCUGAAAACCUGCCCGCCGUUGCCGCCGCCGCCGCCGGCGCGACCGUUAGCCCCAGCAAGAAAACCCUGGAGAAGCACAGCGCCAAAAAGCAACUCCAAGGACCUCCCAACUGCAUCUUGCAGACCGAGCGGCAUCGAGCCGGCCUGCUGGCGCGCUACGGUCCCGGGAAACUCUUCCAGGCCGAGAGGAACUUCAACGCGGCCCAGGAUCUGGAUGUGUCCGUCCUGGAGGGGGACCUGGUGGGCGUCAUCAAGCAGCAGGACCCCAUGGGGAGCAACAAUCGCUGGCUGAUCGACAACGGCGUCACGAAGGGCUUCGUCUACAGUUCCUUCCUGAAGCCCUACAACCCGCGCCGGAGCCAGUCGGACGUGUCCAUCGAGAGCCAGUCGUCCAACGAGUCGGGCUACGGCGGCUCCUCGCCCGUUUUCUCUCGCCAGAACAGCGACAGCACGCUAACGUUCAGCCGGGAAACGGCGAGCGUCAGCUUCUCCGCCACGCGGGUCCCGAGCCGCUCGCCCCCGGACUCGGCCCCGCCUCGCGGGCUUCGCCCCGACCCGGCCGGUCCGAGCGACUCGUCGCCGCGGAGCCCCUCCGACCGCGGGGCGUUGGCCGAGCGCCGCGCCGCCUUCGCUCAAAGGGACGCGGAGUCCUCCCGCCGCCGCGGGGACCCGUACGACGGCGGUCACGCCGGCCCGGGCGACCGGUCCGAGACGGACUCCUCUUCCUCGCGGCGGAGACGCGGCGACGAGGCUUCCGAUUCUUACCGGCGGAGGAACGGCGGGCCCGAGAAAUCGGCCUACUCUCUCGAAGACUUCGGCGAGCCCGAAUCGGACGGGCACCAGAUCUACUUUGCCCUGUACUCCUUCAGCGCUCGUUGCGCCAACGAACUGAGCAUUUCGGCCAACCAGCGUCUGCGCAUCCUGGAGUUCCAGGAUAUGAACGGCAACGCCGAGUGGUGGCUCGGCGAGGCCGGCGGCCGACGAGGCUACGUGCCGUCCAAUUACAUCCGCAAGUCCGAGUACACCUGACCCUUGCUCACGCGGCGCUGAGACUGUUUGCGCAGAGGCCACGCAACCGCAAACCGGCCGCUUAUUUUUGCAGUGAUGGACUUUUGCUCCUAGCGUCGUGCCCGGAUUUAAAGAACAAAAAAAAAAAGGUACUUUGCAUUGAUCCCUGUAAAGUCAUGAGGAUAAUACGUUGAGUAUUAAUAACACAUUGUGAAAGGUUAAAAAUUUGGGGGGGGGGGACCCGACCACUGUGUUCAUUGCACUUUCUCCAUUUGGCGUCAUAAGAAUGGUGUGGCCAACAAUCAAAGUGUGAGCUUGGACAGUAUGCUGUGGCGUGUGUGUGUGACUUUUUUAAUUUUAUUUUUUAAAAUCUGCACUCCUUAACUUCUCUCCAUGUCAGUGGCCUAUUUUGUAUUUUUUUUAAAGCUGGAGUGACACUGUGAAAUGAUGUUCAAUAAGGAGAGCAGAUUUGCUCCCUGUGUACAUACUGUCAUGUCAUGUUGUCGUCUCGGGAAUAUUUGCGUGCGAUCUCUCACCUUUUUGAAUAAACCAACCAUGUGAGAAUGA
Hippocampus zosterae (dwarf seahorse) is the source of this 5058-nucleotide messenger RNA. It is a transcript of the gene dnmbp, whose product is annotated as dynamin binding protein. Lineage: Eukaryota; Metazoa; Chordata; Actinopteri; Syngnathiformes; Syngnathidae. Gene Ontology annotation, biological process: intracellular signal transduction. Gene Ontology annotation, molecular function: protein binding; guanyl-nucleotide exchange factor activity. The record is from RefSeq and is a predicted model, not a curated record. Gene Ontology annotation, cellular component: cytoplasm. Bases 4 to 4512 code for a protein of 1502 amino acids. The transcript has 16 exons.